AUGCAGUUCGACUUGGUGGUGUCAACCCCAGCGGCUGGAGAGCUUAGGACAUCUACCGUAUGCAUUAGAUGUCCUAUUGUGGUUGAGGGGCGUAGUGAUAAGGUGAACUUAAUCUGUUUGCCUUUGAAGGAGUUAGAAUUGAUUUUAGGAAUGGAUUGGUUGGCUACCAAUCACAUUCUUAUAGACUGUGGUAUGAAGGAGUUAAUUUUACCGGAUGAAGAAGAAGAAGAAGAAUUAUCAGUGACGCUCGGCCAACUGAAAGAAGACAUUAUGGAAGGCGCCAGUUGUUUCUUGAUAAUGACGCAUGCAGACAAGGAAGUUGGAGAUGUGAAUUUUGAACGAUCGUCUAACAACGAGUCCAAUGGAGGACGAUCGGUUGUGGAAGAAUUUCCGGACGUCUUUCCGGAAGAAGUACCUAGACUGCCUCCCGUUCGUGAG
Molecule: messenger RNA, 438 nt
Organism: Vigna umbellata (rice bean)
Lineage: Eukaryota; Viridiplantae; Streptophyta; Magnoliopsida; Fabales; Fabaceae
Source: RefSeq, a predicted model, not a curated record